This is a messenger RNA of Tricharina praecox, 548 nucleotides long. RefSeq names its product plasma membrane proteolipid 3. Lineage: Eukaryota; Fungi; Ascomycota; Pezizomycetes; Pezizales; Pyronemataceae. The coding region runs from base 235 to 525 and encodes 96 amino acids. The record is from RefSeq and is a predicted model, not a curated record. The transcript has 2 exons. Gene Ontology annotation, cellular component: membrane.
CGUCCACCUCGUCCACCUCGUCCACCUCGUCCACCUCGCCCCUUGAAGAGCACGCGAGCACCCACCCCGUUCUCCUGAAUAUUUACAUUUCCACAACGCUUUAAUUACUGCCUACUAUCUCGAAAUCCCGCGCCACACACGACACGAUACUACACGACACUACACUAAAACCCCAAACACCACCACCACCACCACCACCACCAAUACCCCAAGCCCCCCAAGCCCCGCAGCACUAUGGGGUUCUGCUCCACCUUCCUCCUCGUCCUAAUCACGAUCCUAUUCCCGCCUCUGGGCGUAUUCUUCGUCGCCGGCUGCGGCGCCGACGUGCUGAUCAACAUCUGCCUCACGCUGCUGGGCUACCUGCCCGGCCACCUCCACGCCUUCUAUGUGGAAUACGUCUACUACGAGAGGAAACAUGAUCGUGCGGCGGGUGUGCUGCCUGUAAGGCGCGCGCCGGGGGUGUACUCUGAGAGGGUGCAGGGCGUUGGGACGAGUUAUGGGACUGUGGGGCAGACUGGGGUUUAGGGGGGUUUAGGGGGGUUGGCGGG